Molecule: messenger RNA, 14228 nt
Organism: Ciona intestinalis (vase tunicate)
Lineage: Eukaryota; Metazoa; Chordata; Ascidiacea; Phlebobranchia; Cionidae
Source: RefSeq, a predicted model, not a curated record
UAAGGAUUUUAUGUUUAGAGGGUUUACCAGAAUUUCUGGAUAUUAUUUUUUUAUAUUCAAGUUUAAAUGAAUUAACCCACUAUGGCUUUGGAUGAUCCCAGGAUAGAAUGGAUUCGGGAUCGAGUGUGUCUUGGUUUGAACAUUAAAGACAAUGAGGUGUUCAAUGAAAUGUUAUCAAGAUAUGAAGGUGAGGAAGAAAUUAAACUUCAACAUUUCUUCAAUGAGUCAUCUGAUGAUGAAGGAACAUCUGCUUUACUCUUCUAUGUCCUCAUGGUGGAAGAAGAGGAGGAAGUUGAAGUUGAAUGUGAACCUGAUAUUCCUGACAUAACAUCAGAUGCUGGUUCAACUUCAAGUGACAAACCACACAGUGCUGCAUCUGCUAAUGGGGAAGCCCCUGAUGGUGAUUCUCCGGAAGAAAAAACAACAGAAGCUGAGAAACCUCAAGAGGAAGGUGAAACUGAAGCAACAUCAAAUGAUGCGGAUCCUUCAGCAGAAGAUAAUGUGGUUGCUGAACAGCCCAUUAACACGAAAAUCAUUGUUCAAAUGGUGGAACGACAAAUAUUAUACGUUUGUGAAAAUCACCUGCCUGAAGAUCAGAUGGAUAAGGAGUGUGUAUAUUUCCUAAGGAACCUCAGCGGAGUUAUCCCUGUUCCCAAUGACAUUGAUGAAGCGAAUUCAACGCUCUCCAUGUAUGUUGAGUCAGGUGUGCUCAACAGUAGUUCCCUCAUCAUGUUGGAACAAAUGAUCGCACAGGUAUUUAUGCCUUUAUUAUCCUUUGGUCAACAUAAAUCGGGUGAAAUUCUUCCGUCCGCUGCUCAAACUCCACAACUUCAACAAUACUCAGCAUCAACACCUGGUGGUGAAACACCUCGGGAGGAAGAACUGCAUCAUGAAAGUCAGGCUAAAGCAAUGAUGCGUGAUGAGUUUCUUAUGAGUUUAUCAAAGUUUGUAAAACAUAUUCAGCGAACAAGUCAACAACUUGAAGGUGAAAUAAGACUGGACAUUCCGAAUUUGAACUUGGAUGGCGAUAUGAUUGAGUUGGCCCGUCGUCCUGGAUUGAUGGAAGAUAUUGAAAAUGCUUGCGGGAAUUGGCAACAACAAAUUUCAGCCGCCAUCGAGCAACAGCUGAAGAAGAAGCCACAGGGCAAUGGUCCGUUGGCUGAAAUUGAUUUCUGGAGGGAAAGAAACGCAGCUCUUAGUGCGUUGAGUGAACAGUUAAAGUUACCAACAGUGACCAAGAUGUUGGAUGUUCUUGCACAGAAAGCUGACACAACCGCUUUGUCAAAUUUUAAAAUGAGUCGCGAUGAAUUAUCGAAAUAUUAUACGGAAGCAAAAGAUAAUGUUCGAUUCUUAACAACACUCGAACGACAUUUCAAAAGUCUUGCACAUGGUGCUGGUUUCCACACUGUGGUUGAAACCAUUCCUUCCAUGAUGAAUGCACUGCGUAUGGUGUGGAUCAUUUCAAGGCAUUACAACAAAGAUGAGCGAAUGGUUCCUUUGAUGGAAAGAAUUGCUUGGGAGCUUGCUGAAAGAGUAACUCGUGUUAUUAACAUCCGAACAAUUUACAGAGAAUCACCUGAACAGGUUAAAUUAAAGACAUCAGAAGCUUGUCACAUGCUUGAGUUGUGGAAAGAAACUUAUUUUGAUGUGAGAGCAAAGAUAGAAGCUUCUGGAAGGGAUGCCCGUUGGGAGUUUGAUCGAAAACGUUUAUUUGAUCGUACAGAUUACAUGGCUGGCAUCUGCAAGAAUUUGCAUAAUGUUGCACAGGUCCUAGAGGAAUUUUACAACAUAUUUGGGCCUGAGUUAAAAGCAGUCACCGGUGACCCAAAGCGAAUUGAGGAUGUUUUAAAGAGAGUGGACGGCUUGGUUGGUCCAAUUGAAACUGUUAAAGUUGAUCCAUUCGAACUAAGAUCGGCAUCCAUGUGGAAAACUGUAAUGAACUGGUUUGAAAGAGAAGUGCAAGCUAUUGAAGUUGAAGCAAAACGUUUCAUUGAUGAAUCUUUCAAAACACUGAGAUCAGCAGAAGGAGCGUUUGAUAUGUUGCUUAAAUUCAAACACAUUCGAUCCAGGGAAGCAAUAAACAACCAGAUGAUGAGAAAAUUUAACGAUAUACUUGCUCAAUACAUGAAAGAGGUUGAAAUUAUCAACAAACUCUUUCUUCAAUCGAUGAAUGAUCCUCCAUUAACAAAGAACCAACCUCCGGUAGCUGGAGCAAUCUCAUGGGAGCGAUCCCUUUUCAACAGGAUGAAACACACCAUCAUCAGGUUUCAAAGUGUGGAUGACAUGCUGAUAACUGAACAGGGAAAAGCUGCUAAGGCAAAAUAUCUUUUGGUUGCUCGGCAAAUGAAAGAUUACGAAGACACAAAGUACCAGCAGUGGUUAGAAUACGUGGAUGGUGCUCUUCCAAGUUUGCUUAAGAGGAAUCUUCUUGUACAUCCUUUACCUCCAACAACACCAGCAGCUGGUAGUUCUUCUGGACCACCCCAGACACCAGCGAAUAUUGAAAAUGUUGAUUCAAAUGAUGAAUUCAAUGAUAUCUUCAACACAGAUGCGAAACAAAAUGAUGGAAUUCAAUACAUCGUCAAUUUUGCUCCUGAGCUGCAGGAAAUCACAACUGAAACUAAGUACAUGGAACAACUUGGUUUUCUGGUGCCAGAUCUUGCAAGGAAUGUUGCUCUCCAAGAGGAUAAGUACUUCUCAUACAUCAGUGGGUUGACACACAUGCUCAAUAGAUACCAUGCUCUCCUAUCAUCUCUAGAUAGCGCAGAGGCACAGUUACUUGAUGAACACAUACGUGAACUCAAGCGAGUCUUAAAACCUGGAUAUAAAAGACUUAAUUGGAAUUCUCUUGGUAUACAGGAUUAUAUUACACGAUGUGGGGUGGCGAUUGGAAAGUUUGAAUCUCUGGUGAAUCAGAUACAGAAGAAUGCAAAGGAUAUCGACAGCAGGAUACAGAUGAUUCGUAAUGUGGAUCUGUUCAAAAAAAUCCCUCCAAAGCAAUCUGGAGAUUUACCAAAUGUUAAAGAGUUCUUUGAAUAUAUUGAGUUAGAACGAGCGAAAGAUCUGGAGGCCUUAAGCAGAAAAUAUCGAGCAAUUGGUCCACUCUUAACUAAAAUGGAAGGGCUGGUGGCACACACUAAUACUGGCAAGUCACCAAGAUUGCACAGGUAUUAUGAGCACUGGGAGAGACAAAUGUUUGAUUCUCUCACUGAACUUGUGACCAGAAACUUAUCCAAUUUUAAUGAUGCUGUGACUGGCAACACACAAUUGAUGCAAAUUGAAACAAUUCUUUCAACACCUGAGAUCGUGCUUCAUCCUGCUGCCAAUGAAGUUCACAAGUUAACUGUGCAGUGUGUGCGUGAUUGUGUGGAAAGCACCAAACACUUUGUGAGAUGGAUGGCAGGAACUUGCGCUGAAACACCAGCUCAGCAAGCAGAAGGUCAAGAUGAACCAGUUCUUAUAACAUUCUAUCAAGACAUUGCACCCAAUCCUCGCAUAGCUGAGUUGUUUACCUCCAUUUCAAGCAACAUGCAGAAGAUAUUAUCCAAUCUAACCAAGUUUCUUGGCCAACCCAAAUGGAAAAGAUAUCGAGCAUUAUGGAAACUUGAAAAAACCAUUGUGAUGGAAAAGUUUGCAGCAAAGAAUCCUUCAUGUGUUGCAUAUGAUGAUAAAUUACUAUUUUACAGCAAAAUAGCUGAAGAUGUGUUCUUACAAGCCACUCCAAAGGAUGAACAAUGUUUGAAAUUGAAUCUUGUCCCACUUGCAAUGACAGUGCAGGAACACGCACUCAUGUGGGUUCAAUCUCUUGGUAAAUUACUCAAUGAUUCUGCAAAGGAAAAUCUCUUUUCUCUCAGAGAUAUGUUGAAUCAAAUGGCUAAAGAUCUACAGAGGAGCCCAGAUAGUCUUGAAGACUUAAAGUUUGUUCUUGGCGUAAUUUCUAACACAAAAGCAAUAUCUCUUGAUGUUGAAAUGAGAAUAAGUGACAUCAUUGAAAGGUAUCGCACAAUUCAAAUGUACAAGAUUGAAUUCUCCGAUGAAGAAAGAAAUUUAGUUUCAACAAUUAAACAAACAUGGGAUGACUUGUUUUUUAAUGCCAAGGUUGUGGAUGUUGGCCUUACAAGUGUAAAAAUCAAGUUCACGAAAAUUACACAAGAACAAAUAACCGUGUUUAAAGGAGAACUUGAAGGUUUUGCCGACACGUUUCAUGAAUCAGGACCGGGUGCUGUUGGUGCCGACCUUGAACAUGGCUUGAAAAUUCUAACUCAGUUCAGAAAAGAUCUUCAGAAAUAUGAAGCUGACAGGCAGGAAUUGACAAAUGCAGAGAAAUUGUUCGACCUUCAAAUCACUCCCUAUCCAAAUUUAGUUCGUGUACAAAACGAAAUGAAAGGAUUAGAAAUGAUUUAUGCUUUGUAUCAAGAACAGAGUGUUGCAAGGGAGGAGUGGGCUCAAACUUUAUGGGCAAACCUGAACGUCAAUCUGCUUGUGGAAGGCAUCGAAAACUUUGUAAAGAAACUGAAAAAGUUUCCAAAACCAGUAAAAGCUCUUCCUCCUGCUCAACAUCUUGAUGCAAAGAUGAGAGAAUUUAAGGAAUCGAUUCCUUUGUUCUUGGAUCUCAAGAAUGAAGCUCUAAGAGAACGUCAUUGGAAAGAACUGAUGACAAAAACUGGGAAAAACUUUGAUAUGAAUCCUGACACAUUCACCCUUGAAAACUUAUUUUCCAUGCAACUUCAUAAUUAUGCUGACACAAUUGCUGAGAUUGUCACUGCUGCUUCAAAAGAACUGAGCAUUGAAAAGGGGUUGAAAGAAGUGGUUGAAACAUGGGAGAUGAUGAAGUUUGUUGUCAUCAAAUAUAUGAAGGGAACUCAAGACAGAGGAGUUGUUCUAGGUUCUGUGGAUGAGGUCAUGCAGAUAUUGGAUGAUAAUGCGAUGAACUUACAAAGUAUGUCUGCGUCGAGAUUUGUUGGCCCUUUCCUUGGAUCCGUGCAAAAUUGGGAGAAGGGACUUUCUCUGAUUAGUGAGGUAUGUGAUGUGUGGAUGGUGGUGCAAAGAAAAUGGAUGUAUCUCGAAUCUAUUUUCAUUGGUGGAGAUAUCAGGUCUCAACUUCCAGAAGAAGCAAAGAAAUUUGACAACAUUGACAAGAUGUUUAAGAAGAUUAUGCAGGACACAGUGAAGAACCCAAAGAUCAAAGAUGCAUGCCAUGCUCCUAACCGACUUCAGGAUCUUCAAAAUCUAAGUGAUGGAUUGGAAAAAUGUCAGAAAUCAUUAAAUGAUUAUCUUGACUCAAAACGAAAUGCUUUCCCAAGGUUUUUCUUCAUUUCCGAUGAUGAGUUGCUCAGCAUCCUUGGAAGCAGCGAUCCCAGAUGUGUCCAGGAGCACAUCAUUAAAAUGUACGACAAUAUUUCCAAACUCCAGUUCCAGGAGGGAGCAUCAGGGGAGUGGAUUGUGGCGGGAAUGAUUUCUGCUGAGGGAGAGAAAAUGAACUUUUAUAAAAACGUACCAGCGGAGGGCAGAGUAGAGGAUUGGAUGACAUCUGUGUUGGGGGAAAUGAGAAGUACAAACCGACUUAUCACAAAAGAAGCUGUCUUUACUUAUUGUCAUGAAAUAGAUCGUGUUGAAUGGAUGUUACCUUACCAAGGUAUGGUUGUGUUGGCUGGCAACCAGAUAUGGUGGACAUGGGAGGUUGAAGAUGUUUUUCAUAAGGUAAGAAAGGGUGAUAAGCUUGGAAUGAAGAACUAUGCAGUGCAGAUGCAUGGUCAGAUAGAUAGCUUGGUAACCAAGAUUCAAUCCCCGCUUAAUUCAAAUGAACGGAAAAAGUUUAACACUGUGUUAAUCAUUGAUGUCCACGCUCGUGAUAUCAUUGAUACCUUUGUUCGUGAUUCUAUUCUCGAUGCCAAGGAGUUUGAAUGGGAAUCUCAACUGAGGUUUUAUUGGGAGAAGGAAUCAGAUCAACUUGAAGUUAAACAGUGCACGGGAUCAUUUGGAUACGGUUACGAAUACAUGGGGUUGAACGGUCGUCUUGUCAUCACUCCUCUUACUGAUCGUAUCUACUUGACAUUAACACAAGCUUUAUCCAUGUACUUGGGAGGGGCUCCUGCUGGUCCUGCUGGUACUGGCAAAACAGAAACCGUCAAAGAUUUGGCGAAAGCUCUUGGUUUGUUGUGCGUUGUUACAAACUGUGGGGAAGGGAUGGAUUUUAAGGCUGUUGGUAAAAUAUUCUCUGGUCUUGCCCAAUGUGGUGCAUGGGGAUGCUUUGAUGAAUUUAACAGAAUCGACGCUUCUGUGCUUUCGGUUGUGUCAUCUCAGGUUCAAACCAUCAGGAAUGCCCUUAUGCAUCACUUGAAGAGAUUUCAUUUUGAGGGAACAGAAAUUUCCCUUGAUGGAAGGAUGGGAAUUUUCAUCACGAUGAAUCCUGGUUAUGCUGGUCGUACAGAACUUCCUGAAAGCGUGAAAGCUUUGUUCAGACCUGUGGUUGUGAUCGUGCCUGACCUGCAACAGAUCUGUGAGAUAAUGCUCUUCUCAGAAGGAUUCCUCACGGCAAAAGUUUUAGCGAAGAAGAUGACAGUGUUGUAUAAACUUGCUAAGGAACAACUUUCCAAACAACAUCAUUAUGACUUUGGACUCCGUGCGCUUAAAGCUGUGUUGGUUAUGGCUGGUGAUUUGAAAAGAGGUUCAGCUGAUCUUCAUGAAGAAGUUGUGUUGAUGAGAGCAUUGCGUGAUAUGAAUCUUCCAAAGUUCAUAUUUGAGGAUGUUCCGUUGUUCCUUGGUUUGAUCGGAGAUUUGUUUCCUGGACUUGACUGCCCUCGUGUACGUUACCCCAACUUCAAUGAUGCAGUGGAGGAUGCCAUACUUGGUAACAACUAUGUCUUGCUUGAAAACCAAGUUGACAAAGUUGUGCAAUUAUACGAAACAAUGAUGACACGUCACACAACAAUGAUAGUUGGACCAACGGGUGGUGGGAAGUCAGUUGUCAUCAACACACUUGCUCAAGCACAAACAAAGCUUGGCUUGAAUACAAAGAUGCAUAUUAUCAACUCAAAAGCAAUGACAGUAAUUGAGUUGUACGGUAUCCUGGAUCCCAUAACAAGAGAUUGGACAGAUGGCGUCUUGUCCAACAUCUUCAGAGAAGUCAAUAAACCAACAGAGAAGAAAGAAAAAAGAUACAUUCUCUUUGAUGGAGAUGUAGAUGCAUUGUGGGUGGAAAACAUGAACUCUGUGAUGGACGACAACAAAUUACUGACCUUGGCUAACGGUGAACGUAUUCGAUUACAAGGUCACUGUGCUCUCUUGUUUGAAGUUGGAGAUCUACAAUAUGCAUCUCCCGCCACUGUAUCAAGAGCUGGUAUGGUGUAUGUUGAUCCAAAGAACUUGAAUUAUGAUCCAUACUGGCAGAAGUGGAUCUCUCUACGUAGCAGUAAAAUAGAACAAGAUCUUCUAAACAAGUUGUACACCAAGUAUACAAUCCCAUGCAUUGAUCUGGUAUAUGAGGGUUUGGUGGAUGGUAGGCAAGGUAAACCAUUGAAGUUGAUUGUCCCACAAACCAAUCUUAACAUGCUCACCCAGCUGUGUAUGAUGUUGAAUGCCCUGCUUGAAGAAUAUAAAGUGGAUUCUGGUGAUCCUACUGUUCUGGAAUGUUUGUUCAUUGAAUCAAUGUACUGGUCAGUUGGAGGAACAUUGGUUGAAGAGGGUCGUGCAACAUUUGAUGAGUUUAUUAAAAAACUUGCAAGCAUGACUGGUGUAAAUGAUGAUGAAAAGUCUCCCGCUCGUCCUGGUGAAAUUCCAACCAAAUAUUCGACUUUGUACGAUUACCAUUUUGAUAUCGAUGAGAAUGCAUGGUUGCCAUGGAGUCAGAUUGUCCCAAAAUAUGAACAUGACCCAGAAUUGAAGUACAACCAGAUUUUGGUGCCAACCAUUGACACAACCAGAACAACAUGGUUGUUAAAACUUAUGGUGACAAUAAAGCGCCCAGUUGUACUUGUUGGUGAAACAGGAACAUCAAAAACAGCAACAAUACAAAACUUCUUGAGAGGAUUAGAUGCAGAUUCUCAUCUGAUGUUGCACAUCAACUUUUCAUCACGAACAACAUCCAUGGAUGUUCAGAGAAACUUGGAAGCAAAUGUAGAAAAGAGAACCAAAGAUCUUUAUGGUCCUCCACCUGGGAAGAGAUUGGUUGUCUUCAUGGAUGACAUGAACAUGCCACAGGUUGAUACAUACGGAACCCAACAACCAAUUGCUUUGUUAAAACUUCUUCUUGAGAAAGGUGGAAUGUAUGACAGAGGAAAGGAGCUUUAUUAUAAAUACUUACGUGAUCUCAGUUAUGUGGCAGCCAUGGGCAAGGCUGGUGGUGGUAGGAAUGAGGUGGAUCCUCGAUUUUUAUCGCUGUUCAGUGUUUUCAACAUGACGUUCCCAGCUCAUGAAUCUUUGCUUAAAAUUUACAACUCAAUACUUGAAGGCCACACUAUUCCUUUCAGUGAAGAAAUCCAGGGUUGUGUUCAACGUGUUACUACAAACACACUUGAGUUGUACAAGAACAUCGUCAAUGAUCUUCCACCAACUCCAUCCAAGUUCCAUUACAUCUUCAACCUCAGAGAUCUGUCCAGAGUUUAUCAGGGAAUAUGCACUUCUACACCUGAACGCUUCCCAAAACUUGAAAACUUUAUUCGUUUGUGGAGAAAUGAAUGUCUUCGGGUCUUUCACGAUCGAUUGAUCGAUGAAAAGGACAAAGCAACCACGCAAGCUCUAAUACAAAAACUUGUUGAAGAAAACUUCCCUAAAAUUGAAAGUUUUGUCAGCAGAGAUCCGUGUUUGUUUGGUGAUUAUCGAACAGCAAUGCAGGAAUCUGAACCACGAUUAUACGAAGAUGUUCAAGAUUUUGAUGCAGCAAAAGCUUUGUUUCAAGAAAUCUUGGAAGAAUACAAUGAGGAUCAUACAGCCAUGAACCUCGUUCUGUUUGAAGAUGCUUUAGAUCAUCUUACACGAAUACAUCGUGUCAUACGAAUGGACCAUGGACAUAGUUUGUUGGUUGGUGUUGGUGGUUCUGGCAAACAGAGCUUAACCAAGUUAGCUUCAUUUUCUGCUGGAUGCGAUGUUUUUGAAAUUGCAUUGAGUCGUGGUUAUGAUGAGUUGGCAUUUAGAGAAGAUCUUAAAAUUCUUUACAACAAACUUGGUAUUGAGAACAAGAAGACAGUUUUCCUUUUUACCGACUCUCAUGUGGCAGAGGAAGGAUUCCUUGAGUUGAUCAACAAUAUGUUGACGUCAGGAAUGGUACCGGCAUUGUUCGCUGAUGAUGAGAAAGAAGCCAUCAUUGGAUCAGUGAGAGAUGAAGCUUCAAAGAAUGGGUUUGGUCCAGCAAAGGAAUCUAUAUGGCAAUACUUUGUUACCAAGUGUCGAGAUAAUUUGCAUAUUGUGCUGGCUAUGUCUCCUGUUGGUGACCAGUUGCGUGUCAGAUGCCGUAACUUUCCUGGCAUGGUUAACAACACAGUAAUUGAUUGGUUCAUGCCGUGGCCCGAACAAGCUUUGUUCGCUGUCGCCACUUCAUUCCUCGGUGAAAAUCAAAUGAUACCUGAGGAACAUGUCGAUCAUGUUGUUGGUCACAUCGUGUUUGCUCAUCAAUCUGUUGGCAACUACAGCAAGCUGUUUGCUCAAAAACUGAGAAGAAACAAUUAUGUCACGCCCAAAAAUUAUCUUGAUUUCAUCAACAGUUACAAUGGAUUGCUGGAUAAGAAAGAUCAAGAAAUAUUGAAGAUGUGUGAAAGAUUGGACGGUGGUCUGCAGAAAUUAUCUGAAGCAACAGAACAACUGAAUGAACUCAACAAAAAACUUGCUGUGCAGAAAGUGGCAGUGACUGAGAAAACAGAAGCUUGUGAAGUUCUUCUCAGUGACAUCACAAUCAAAACACAAACAGCAACUGAAAAGAAGGAACUUGCGUCGGCAAAAGCUACAGAGAUUGAAGAGCAGAACAAGGUGAUAGCAGUUGAGAAGAAAGAUGCAGAGGAAUCACUCGCUGAAGCUAUGCCUGCCCUUGAAGCUGCUCGUCUUGCCUUGCAAGAUCUUGAUAAAUCUGAUGUCACUGAAAUUAGGUCAUUUGCGAAACCACCGAAAGCUGUACAGACUAUUUGUGAAUGUAUCCUCGUGAUGAAAGGUUAUCGAGAAAUUUCAUGGAAAACGGCGAAAGCGAUGAUGUCAGAAGGAAACUUCUUGAAAAGUUUGAUGGAGAUGGAUGUUGAUGCCAUCGGGUCUAACCAGACACGAACAGUGAAAGGCUUUCUUAAAAAUCUCGGAGUGAGUCUUCCCGAGAUGAAGAGCAUCUCCACUGCCGGUCACGGGAUGAUGAAGUUUGUGGAAGCGGUGAUGGGUUAUUGUGAAGUAGCUCGCGAAAUUAAACCAAAACGUGAAAAGGUGGCAAGAUUAGAAAGGAAUUAUCAUCAAUCGAAACGUGAGCUUGACAAGAUCAACAAAGAACUUGCUGCUUUAUCAGAAGAACUCAAUGCUUUGGGCUUAAAAUAUGAACAGGCAAUAGCAGAACAAAGACAACUUCAGGAGGAAGCUGAGAUUAUGGAGCGAAGAUUGAGAGCGGCUGAUAAACUUAUCAGUGGGUUGGGUUCAGAGAAUGUAAGAUGGAAUAUUGAGCUGGAAGAAUUAAAAAAACGACGCAUUAGGCUUUUAGGAGAUUGUUUGAUCUCAUCAGCUUUCCUUAGCUAUGAAGGGGCAUUUAGUUGGGAGUUUAGAAACAGCAUGGUGUAUGAAGAUUGGGUUAAAGAUGUAACGCAACGGAAAAUUCCGUUGUCUGAUCCAUUUAAACUUGAAAGUUUGCUCACAGAUGAAGUGGAAAUCAGUAAAUGGGGAUCUGAAGGUCUUCCUCCAGAUGAACUUUCAAUACAGAACGGCAUCCUCACCACGAGAGCAUCCCGUUUCCCCCUCUGUAUUGAUCCCCAGGAGCAAGCUCUUAGUUGGAUCCGGAAGAAAGAAGAGAAGAAUAAUCUCAAGGAAUCAUCAUUCAACAGUCCAGAUUUCUUGAAACAACUUGAACUUGCGAUUAAAUAUGGAUUUCCUUUCCUGUUUAAAGAUGUUGAUGAAUAUAUUGAUCCUGUUAUUGACAAUGUGCUUGAAAAGGAUGUGAAGGGAGGACAAGGAAGAGAAUUUGUCGUGCUUGGUGACAAGGAGGUAGAUUACGAUUCAAACUUUAAACUCUACCUCACAAGUAAACUAUCCAACCCAAGAUAUUCACCUGCUGUGUUUGGGAAAGCUAUGAUUAUCAACUACACAGUCACGUUGAAAGGACUGGAAGAUCAACUUCUCUCUGUUAUUGUGAAGUUCGAAAGAAAAGAGUUAGAAGAACAACGUGAACGGUUGAUUCAGGAAACCUCAGAAAAUAAAAAGUUGUUGAAAGAUUUGGAAGAUUCCCUACUUAGAGAACUCGCAACAUCCAAAGGAAACAUGUUAGACAACACUGAGUUAAUUGAAACACUUGAUGAAACAAAAUCUAAAGCAACUGAAGUAUCUGAAAAGCUUGCCAUGGCUGCAAAAACAUCAGCUGAUAUCGAUAAACUUAGAGAUGGAUAUCGUCCUGCUGCACGACGAGGAGCAAUACUCUUCUUUGUUUUAUCUGAGAUGGCGGUGAUCAACAACAUGUAUCAAUUCUCUCUCGCAUCUUUUCUCGGUGUCUUUGACUUUUCACUCCGAAAAAGUUUGCCAGAUUCGAUUCUACAUAAGAGGUUGAAGAACAUCAUUGAUACUCUCACGCACAAUAUUUACAACUAUGCAUGCACAGGUUUGUUUGAGAAGCACAAGCUUCUAUUCUCCUUCCAGAUGACAAUCAAGUUGGAACAGGAUCAGGGAAACAUUGCUCAGGAGGAACUUGAUUUCUUCUAUAAAGGAAACAUUGCUUUGGAAAAAAGCAGUCGUAAGAAACCACAUGACUGGAUACCGGAGCAAGGAUGGCAGGACAUCAUCGAACUCGCUCGCAUCCUUCCGGAUGUCUUUCAAACUCUCCCAGAUGAUGUACAGAAACAGGAGAGCUCGUGGAAGAAUUGGUAUGAUCAUGAUACACCUGAGGUCAUGCCCAUUCCUGGCAAAUACAAGGAAGGAGUGAAUGAUUUCCAUAAACUUUGUCUGCUCAGAUGUUUCCGUAUUGAUCGUGUGGUGCGCGCCAUCACUAACUACGUCAUCGUUAAAGUUGGAGAACUUUACGUUCAACCCCCGAUUAUUAGUUUUGAGUCGAUUUAUGAGCAGAGUUCUCCUGUUUCCCCCAUCGUCUUCAUCCUCAGUCCAGGUUCGGAUCCCGCAUCCGAUCUCAUGAAACUUGCUGAGAGGAGUGGAUUUGGUGGAAAUCGUUUAAAGUUUUUAGCCAUGGGUCAAGGCCAGGAGAAGGUGGCUCUUCAACUUCUGGAAACCGCCAUUGCUCGCGGCCAGUGGCUGAUGCUGCAGAAUUGCCAUUUACUUGUGAAGUGGCUCAAAGAAUUGGAGAAAUCUCUUGAAAGGAUUCAAAAACCUCAUCCCGAUUUCAGACUCUGGUUGACAACUGAAUCCAUUCCUGAAUUUCCGAUUGGAAUCUUGCAACGUUCACUAAAGGUGGUGACAGAACCUCCUAAUGGAUUGAAACUCAACCUCCGUAAUACUUACCAUAAAAUAACAGCUACAAUGUUGGGUGAAUGCCCACAUCCUGCAUACAGAUCGCUUGUGUUUGUGUUGAGUUUCUUCCAUGCUGUGGUCCAGGAAAGAAGGAAAUACGGAAAAAUUGGUUGGAAUAUUUCUUACGAUUUUAACGAAUCUGAUCACACAGUAUGCAUGGACAUAUUGAAGACUUAUUUGAUCAAAGCUUUCGAAUUGGGUGAUGACAAGAUACCGUGGGGAUCACUGAAGUAUCUUAUUGGAGAGGUGAUGUAUGGAGGUCGUGCUAUUGAUAAUUUCGAUAGAAGAGUUCUCACAACUUACAUGGAAGAAUAUUUCGGUGACUUCAUAUUCGAUACUUUCCAACCUUUCCAUUUCUUCCACAAUGAAGAGGUUGAUUACAAAAUACCAGAAGAUGAAGGCAACAAAGACAGCUAUGUUGAACUAAUUGAAAGUCUUCCACUAACAAACACACCUGAGGUGUUUGGACUUCAUCCAAAUGCAGAAAUUGGAUAUUACACUCAGGCGGCUCGUAAUAUGUGGGAAAAUCUGGUUGAUCUUCAGCCACAGACAGGAGAUACUGGUGGUGGAAUAAGCAGGGACGAUUACAUUAAUAAUGUUGCAAAAGAUAUACAGAACAAGAUUCCUGCUCCGUUUGAGUUGGAUAAGAUCCAUCGUAACUUGGGUGUAAAUAUAUCUCCAACAUCAGUUGUGCUUCUGCAAGAAUUGGAAAGAUGGAACAAACUUAUUGAACGAAUGGCUAAGUCUCUUGUAGAACUGCAGAGGGCAUUGGCUGGAGAAGUAGGAAUGAGCAAUGAGCUUGAUGAUUUAGCCAAAGCUUUGUUCAAUGGUCAGAUCCCAAGUAUAUGGCGGAAACUCGCACCAGAUACACUCAAGUCAUUGGGUAAUUGGAUGGAACAUUUCAAGAAGAGAUUUGAACAAUAUACUGUUUGGGUAAAUGAAGCAGAACCUGCAGUUAUGUGGCUUUCAGGUCUUCAUAUCCCUGAGUCGUACCUUACUGCUUUGGUACAAGCCACAUGUAGGAAGAAUGGCUGGCCAUUGGAUAGAUCAACACUUUACACACAAGUCACUCAGUGGCAAUCUGCAGAGGAAGUUACUGAAACAGCUCAUCAGGGUUGCUUUGUGAGUGGUUUGUACUUGGAAGGUGCAGCAUGGGAUAUUGAAAAUUGUGGUUUGAUCAAACCAAAACCAAAACAGCUUGUUCAAGAACUACCAGUGUUGAAAGUUAUUCCAAUCGAAGCACAUCGCCUCAAACUUCAAAACACGCUUUCAACUCCCGUGUACACGACAUCAAUGCGAAGAAAUGCGAUGGGUGUUGGGUUGGUGUUUAUUGCUGACCUUCAUACAACUGAGCAUAUUUCACAUUGGGUUUUACAAGGAGUGUGUCUUACUCUUAAUUCAGAUUAAAGAUCUUGAAAACAUUGUUUUUAAAGUUUCAUUUUGUUUUCUAUUCGUUUUUAAGAUUUAAAUCUCAUACUGAACGUAUGAUGUGUACAAGUUUGCAAGUGUAAUCUAAAAAUGCUCUUAUGUAUAUUUUUACACUGUGUUUUUUGAGUUUAUAGGAUUUAAUUUUGUUGAAAAUAAAACUAUUGUAUUUGUAA